CAUCGGGGAAGCAAGGACUCGUCACCGGCCAACAGCGGUAACAUAUUGGAGGUUCCACCAAGAUUCUACACCUACACCAAGGGAGCAGGCCAGGGCACGAAGGUAGCUCAGCAGCUGAGCCAGCACAGCCAGAGGACCAGCCCGGCGGAGACGCCUCCCUUUACCUCCUCUCGGGGCGCUCCCGCCCCCCGGCGGGGCAGCCAAUCGGGAGCCGGGCAACCUUCCGCUCCGCAGACCUGGCAGCAGCGGCGGCGGCGGCGCCGGGAGGCUACGCGGAGGGCUCGAGCUCGGUGCCCACUGGCAUCAGGUAAGCCACUGAAGGAAGAGACCAAGAUGAAUGCAGAGCCCGAGAAGAAGUUUGGCGUGGUGGUGGUUGGUGUUGGCAGAGCCGGCUCUGUCAGGAUAAGGGACUUGCGGAAUCCACAUCCUUCCUCAGCGUUUCUGAACUUGAUCGGUUUCGUGUCCAGACGGGACCUUGGGAGCAUUGAUGAAGUGCAGCAGAUAUCUUUGGAAGAUGCUCUUUCCAGCCAAGAAGUGGAGGUUGCCUACAUCUGCAGCGAAAGCACCAGUCAUGAGGACUACAUCAGGAAGUUCCUGAAUGCUGGCAAGCAUGUCCUUGUGGAAUAUCCCAUGACGCUGUCUUUAGCAGCAGCUCAGGAAUUGUGGGAGCUGGCCGAGCAGAAAGGAAAAGUCUUGCAUGAGGAGCAUAUUGAACUGUUGAUGGAGGAAUUUGCUUUCCUGAAAAAAGAAGUGGUGGGAAAAGAACUGCUGAAAGGGUCUCUCCUCUUCACAGCUGGCCCUUUGGAAAAAGAACGGUUUGGCUUCCCUGCAUUCAGUGGCAUCUCUCGCCUGACCUGGCUGGUCUCUCUCUUUGGGGAGCUCUCCCUUGUGUCUGCCACUUUGGAAGAGCGAAAAGAAGAUCAGUAUAUGAAAAUGACUGUGCACUUGGAGACUGAAAACAAAUGUCCACUGUCAUGGAUUGAAGAGAAAGGACCUGGUCUAAAACGAAACAGAUAUUUAAGCUUCCAUUUCAAAUCUGGGUCCCUGGAGAAUGUGCCAAAUGUAGGUGUCAAUAAGAACAUUUUCCUAAAAGAUCAAAAUAUAUUUGUCCAGAAACUCUUAGGCCAGUUCUCUGAGAAGGAACUGGCAGCUGAAAAGAAGCGCAUCCUGCACUGCCUGUCUCUUGCAGAAGAAAUCCAGAAAUACUGCCUUCCAAAGAAGUGAGGAGGAAGUGACCCAGGGCUCUUGGAUUGGAUCAGAGUUUGAUGUUUAUCAAGAAUUGACCUUUAUUCUUAUAAUUAAACAUUAGCUAAACAGGAUUAUCUUACUGUAGUAGUUGCUUUGGGGUGAUAUUUUGGAUUGGGACUAUGCAGUUUGGAUGAGGAAAGAACUUACCUUGGUUGAGCUGAGCCAAAUGCUCUGUAUGCUGUUUUCAUUUACUCCUCCCCACAGCCCUAUGAGAAGGGCGUGGGCAUGCCUCUCAUUAAUGAACCAGAAAACCUUGUUUGAAGUCAACCAGAUAGUAAAUAGCAAAACUGGACUUUUAAGCCUACCUGUGAUCUGAACCACUACCAAAUGCUGCCUUAAACUCUUUCCUGCAUUAAAGAUUUUUAUUGUCCUCCAUAAGCA
Messenger RNA from Marmota flaviventris (yellow-bellied marmot), 1629 nucleotides. It is a transcript of the gene Blvra, whose product is annotated as biliverdin reductase A. Gene Ontology annotation, cellular component: cytoplasm. Gene Ontology annotation, biological process: heme catabolic process. The record is from RefSeq and is a predicted model, not a curated record. Lineage: Eukaryota; Metazoa; Chordata; Mammalia; Rodentia; Sciuridae. Gene Ontology annotation, molecular function: nucleotide binding; biliverdin reductase [NAD(P)H] activity; zinc ion binding.